AAAUAUUGAAAACAAAGAAAACUGAAAAAGAACUACAAGAAAUGUUCUAUAGGCUCAAUUCCAUUUUUACCACAACCACAAAGAAAAAGAAGGAAAGAAACUUUGGAAAAUUAUAAGCAUUCGGCAGUUUUUUUGCAAUGCAAAACAAACCUGUGUCAUAAAACUAAUCUUGCACUGUAUGGUAUUUUGUACUGUGACCCUUGAAACGUUAGAUUUUUCCAAUUUCAAUUCAAUUUUAUUCGUAUAGCACUUUUAACAAUGGACAUUGCCAAAAAGCAGCUUGCUGUAUAUGGAUGCAAACAAGAUUAUAUUUCUCAAAUACAUGGUGUUACAAGGUAAGUAGGACAAAGCCCCACUCCAGGAAAUUGCAGCUCCGCCUACUCAUAUAGCAGCUUCCACAGUUUGGUUUCACAGUCAGUCUGAGACUGAGGAGACAUGGCCACGAUGUACUCCAACCUGACAACUGAGGACUACUCUGAAUAUUACGAUCAAAUAUUAGAUGAAAACACACAGCUCUGCAGCAACACCAAUGUAAGUGCUUUUAGCCAAGUCUUCAUACCUGUCCUCUACAGCAUUGUCUUCAUCCUGGGAUUCAUUGGAAAUGGCCUGGUGUUGUGUAUCUUGAUCAAAUAUCGCCAAAGAUCAAAUGUGACAGAUGUGUGCCUCUUCAACCUGGCCCUUUCAGACCUCCUCUUCCUUAUCUCAUUGCCUUUCUGGGGCCAUUACGCCGCCAUCUCUGAGUGGACCUUCGGGGGCUUCAUGUGUCAUGCAGUGACAGCGCUCUACAUGCUGGGAUUCUAUGGAAGUAUCUUCUUCAUGAUCCUCAUGACCUUGGACCGCUACGCUGUCAUUAUCCAUGCCCAUAACUCUCUCUUCUCCAAGCACCAGUCUGUCAGAGCUUGCAUAGCUGUGGCUUCCUUUAUGUGGGCACUUAGCUUGGGAGCUUCUCUGCCAACUAUUAUUUUCUCCCAAGUGAAGAAUGAAUCAAACGGGUGGAUAUGCAAAGAGGAAUAUCCAGAAGGGUCAGCAUUGAAGUUUUUCUCGUACAUUGAACUGAACCUUUUUGGUUUGAUUAUUCCUCUCUCUGUGAUGGUGUUCUGCUACUCGCGCAUCAUCCCCGUCUUAAUGGCCAUAAAAUCUCAGAAGAAACACAAAGCUGUCAGACUCAUCCUGGUCUUGAUAAUUAUUUUCUUCCUCUUCUGGACGCCCUACAACAUCGUCAUCUUCCUGAAGUUUCUGCGUCAAUUAGGCUACAUGAGCACCUGUCAGUGGGAACAGGACCUGCACAUGGCUACUCAAUGGGUGGAAACCAUAGCGUUCAGUCACUGCUGCCUCAACCCCAUAAUCUACGCCUUUGUGGGGCAGAAAUUCAGGAAUUUGGUUCUCAAGAUACUAAAACAGUGGUUUCCUGUUUGCUUUGGUCGGUGCACAAUAAUCGGCAGUGAGUUCUCAGAGAGGAAGGGCUCUAUGUCGUCACGGACCUCAGUGAUUUCCAGCACAAAGAUUGUGUAGUCAAAAGUGCAACAUCUGAAACCUGGAUUAAUCAUUGAAAAUUAAAACUGUAACCAUUACUGUUAAAACAUUGCAUAUAAAUUUGUAAAAAGUUCACAAUUCCAUACUUUGGUUAAAUCCUCCGUAUUAAGUACAGAUACUUUUUAUUGACAUGUUGUCCUUAUGUUUUUUUGUUUUUUUUUACUUAUUUAGUCAUUGUUGUUUAUGUAUAGUUUUUGUGUACUUUAUAUGCUUAGUUUUCCAUUUUUAAAUGAAUUGAGCAUGUAUUGCUUACAGCAUGCAAACGGUGUUGUGAGGCAAUUUUAGAGAUAUAUUUUACUGAAUGUAAAUAGUGCCGUCUCACAUAAUAUGUAAUCAUUUUAUAUCAAGCAUCAUUAAAUCACAUUAAGACUUAAGAAAUCAUUUCUUGUCAUAUAUUUGUCAUACUAUUUGCACAGCAUAAUUGUGUUUCUGAAGCCCCUCUAUUUUCUUGUAUUUUGAAUUAUGAUCCUAAUUUGAGGUUUGAUAUUUCACCCCACUUACUGUAUACAUGAGCCUUGAUGGGAUUAUAAAAAUGUAUUUGGUCGGUAAGCUGAUGAACCCUUUCCUUGAGCUGUGAAAAUAUUAUUAAGACUGGCAAUGCUUGAUGCCACAUCCUGAAUAAUAGCAGAAAAAAUCCCCCUCCGCCACCUCCCCAUGCAGCCAAGCGCUUGUGGCAUACACUAUAUAACAUAAUGUAUUCAACUGUACUAGUUUAUAUGCCUUAAGUAAGAAAUAAAACCAAACAUACUAUUACUGGAAAAUAAUCAAUGAUGGGGUGAUGUGAUGUGGCCUGAUAUGAAGCUGAACAUGACAUGAAGGUACCCAGAGCUCACAUCAUGGCUGAUUCGGAGUCUGUCACUUGCAUCUGCAAGCUGAUAGUUCAAACCCCUCUGGAUGCUGCCAGAACCAGGAUCAAGGUGAGUUGGAAGGGUUCCACCAUGGGGCAUGAAGUAUUGUAUUUACCUUCAGCUCCAAAACCAGUUAUUGUGGCUGAGCCAUGUCUGAUGUCAAUGACUCCAUCUGCUCAGAGAGAGCCUCAAGGCAAUUUCUGGGCUUUUUCCUCCAGCACAACGUCUGAGAAUUUGCGUGUUAGAGGCUUUCCUGGCUGGACCAGGAUUUUAGGCCUGGCCCCCAACCUUGGGUUUUAGGCCAGCUUGCCAUGCCUGUUGAGUUAGCAUUGGCAUAGCCUUGCAUUUGGCACAUGAAGCAUCUGAGUCAAACAAAAUAUAUUUAUUGUAAUAGUUCAUAUACAUUAAGUGAGAAAUAAAACAUUUUGAUGGUGUGCUUUUACUGUUCCCACCCUGAAGCUGAUUAUUUCCCAAUAACAGCACAUCCUGAAGUGUUUUAGUCCUCUUAUGCCACAGUGAUUUGCCAACAAUUUCCAUUUUUAUUUUCUUUAAGAAAUGGCACAUUUUGCAUCAUAUCCAUUUAUAGUUAUAUUUACUGGUGUAAAGUUAAAUAAGUUUUAACAGUUCAGAUACACAAUUAAGGACAAUUAGGGUUCAAGC
Messenger RNA from Ictalurus furcatus (blue catfish), 3041 nucleotides. RefSeq names its product C-C chemokine receptor type 4-like. The coding region runs from base 436 to 1512 and encodes 358 amino acids. The transcript is spliced from 2 exons. Gene Ontology annotation, molecular function: chemokine receptor activity. The record is from RefSeq and is a predicted model, not a curated record. Lineage: Eukaryota; Metazoa; Chordata; Actinopteri; Siluriformes; Ictaluridae. Gene Ontology annotation, biological process: immune response; G protein-coupled receptor signaling pathway; chemotaxis. Gene Ontology annotation, cellular component: membrane.